ACGAUGUGCGAUUCCGAUAGUGAAGAGUUUGCGAGUGCUGAUGAAGAUUUUGAAGAAAUUGAACCAGACGAGCUGGAAGAAGUACUCCAGAGCACCAAACCAUCGGAUGUGUCGUCAAAGAAGAAGGAACAGCUUGCUGCACCAGCAUCACCAACAAAAUCUGACGUGGAACCUGUAAGCAAAUCCAAAGGAGAUCAGCUGGAGGAUAAAACACAGUCCUUGGAAGAUAGUGCUUCCUGCCCUCCACCGACUACUACUUCGACCGUUACAGAGGUGGAAAGUGAAAAUAAAAUCCCCAUCCUACCAAAGAUAGAGGAUUACAAGGGCGACACCUUGCAGAAGGAUCAGGUAACGGAUUCCAAGACGACUAAGGAAGACAAAGAAAAGUUAGAUACGAAUGCCAGCACAGCAAAAUAUGUUGAAAAACUUGUAACACUAGAAGAAAAAGUCAAUCAAGAGCCAUCUCCCUCUGUGCAGUCUUGCAGCGGAGAUGAGAAAUCCAACGAAACCGCAAACAAAUCCAAAAAACUUGUGCUUAAACCAGCCAAACCACAACUGUUGGAACAGAUUGAAAAGCAAGCACAGGAACCGGAAAGCAAAAUCCCAGAGUCAGGUGUAACCGAAGGUGAGGGAUGGGAUGAUUUCGAUGAUGAUUGGGGAGAUUUCCCCGUUGAAGGUAGUAACACCGUAGCACUCAAAGUCGAGAAUAAGCAGCCGAUUAGUGUCAAUGCGAACACCUCCGAUCCCGCGCAGCCUAGCUCAGCGAAAGCCACCAGCUUCAGAGAUGUAGACAUAGAUGAGGUUGAGCAUAAGCUGAAAGAUUUCAUGAAACACAAGGACGAUCCACCUCUAACUUCCGUGCUAGAUCGACUUUCAUCUGGUGCGGACAAUACAAAAGCAACGGCCGAUGCCGGACAGUCCUGGGGUAGCUGGAAGCCAUCCUGGGGCGGGGCAGCCGUUUCCUUCCUUUCGAACGCAUCGAAAUCCGUUGCGACGAUUACAACCAACAUUACGCAGGUGAUUGAAUCGGGCAUCGGAGUACCGAAUCCGGAAGAGAUGGCCCGCCGUCAAGCGGAGGCUGAAGCUAAGCUAAAAGCGGAAGGCUACCUGCAAGAGGAGCCGGAUAUAGCGCCGAGUACGUCGGCCCAAUCGGAAGAUCGGUUCGGUUUUGAUCAGCUCGUUUCUGGUGUAACACAGAUCAGCAGCAAGGUUAUUACCGGUGGGUUAGACACACUUGAAGGAAUUGGUAAGAAAACGAUGACCAUACUGCAGGAGAACGAUCCAGGCCUGUUGAACAAGCGAAAGCUGCUCGGCCUACAACCGAACGAUGGAGUUGUGUUGAGCCAAGUUUUGCGCGAAGCAAAGGCGAAAACAGAGGAACGGGAACGCAACCUAAAGCAAAUUCAAAAGCAUCAGUAUAAAAAGAAGCUUCAUUUUGAAACUCUGUUUGAUGAUUACCAUGGGUUGGUGCAUCUGGAGGCACUAGAAAUGCUGUCGAAACAGGCAUCGCUCAAGCUGGAAUCGCUGAUGGCACCGCUCACAGGAAAGGCACUCGACGACUUGCAAGAAACGAUGAGCGAAGUGAAGGAGCUGUGCGAACUGCCCGAAACGGACAACGACGACGCGGAUGGACUACACACGGCGGAUGAGCUCCAGGCAAAGCUGCUGGAAACCAUCGUCGAUCUUAAUCCUAACGUUAAGGUCGAUUUCGGAGAGAUAGUUAAGAGUUGGACAGAGUAUACCGAGUGGAUCGCUGACAAGAGCGAACCGCAACGUACCGGGCAGGAUGUGUUCGAAAAGGCAAUGCACGCGCUAGCCCAAACGACGGCCCUUUGCGUACUGCGGAUGCACAAACUGGCGGAAAUACUGCUCAUCAGCGAUCAUCACAGUACAGCGACGGAAGCUGAUGUGCUGGUACAGCUAACUUCGGUGUUUUGCUGGCAUCUGAGCGGUGUGGCGACCCGGUUCUGCUCGGAGCUGACCAAGAUGAAGGAUGAAUCUGGGGACGAUAGCGAUAGUGCGCUUAUAACCAACAUUUUCCUGGAGGGCUCGAACAGCACAUCGUACGUUCAGAAUGCGUUUCAUCUGUUCAUUCCGAUCCUGCAGCUUGGCGCAGCUUAA
Messenger RNA from Anopheles maculipalpis, 2121 nucleotides. Its product is annotated as protein FAM114A2. The record is from RefSeq and is a predicted model, not a curated record. The transcript has 2 exons. Lineage: Eukaryota; Metazoa; Arthropoda; Insecta; Diptera; Culicidae. Bases 4 to 2121 code for a protein of 705 amino acids.